This is a messenger RNA of Prorocentrum cordatum, 6025 nucleotides long. The record is from the annotation of a GenBank genome assembly. Lineage: Eukaryota; Dinophyceae; Prorocentrales; Prorocentraceae.
AUGGUGAAGAGAGGCGCCUGGAAGCGCCUUCUCGGCAUUGCUAAGAAGACGACCGCAGCCUGCGAGACGCUUAUCAACGUGAGUCAAGAUGCCGAUCGCCGAGCUGCCGAUCUACGAGACGCGGAAUGGUGCUGUUCGGACGUGGCCUUCAUGGACAUUCCCGUUCCUGAGUUGCCCGACCACCGGUACCUGGACAGCGAGUGCCAGGCGUGCGGCACCGACCUCAUCGAGGGCUGCGCAGGGACAGCAAGACCUACGCGACUAGCUUCACGCUUUGAGCUGAGGGCCUCGCCGAGCGCCGACAUAGAGGACGGCUGGGACUUGUCAACUACGCGAGGUGCUCAGAGAUGGAAAGAUCAGAUACAGAAAGACAAGCCCCUCUACGUGAUCGUAGGCUUCCCCUGCACACUCUGGUGCUCCUACAACGUCAAUGUGAAUUACGUCGACCAUCCCGAGCUGCUUGAGAGACUUCGUGCUCGGGAUCGACGGCUGAUUGACUUGAUCAAGUGGACCAUCAAGUACCAGGUGAAGCAUGGCCGGUUCUUCUUGUUCGAGAACCCGCCGACGUCAGCGAUCUGGAAGGACCUCCAGUUCGCCCCGCUCCUGCCCUUGGGCGAGACCGUUAUUGGCCAUGGGUGCCAGUACGGGAAGACAGGCAAGACUGGCCUGCCGAUUCGCAAGGCGUAUCGCUGGUUCUCCAACUCGCCGCCCGUGCUUGCAGCUCUGAGCCGCCGCUGCCCAGGACUUCGUCCGGAGUCCGGGGGCCACUUGCGCGAUCAGAUCGAGAACUCGAAGUGGACAAAGGCCAGCGGCGAGUACACCGACGAGAUGGCCCACGCGAUGCUCUACGCGAUCCAGCAGGUCGCCGCCCAGAGGAAUCCGAGCAGGUUCGCCGACAUGCCGGUUGCGGCUACCGAGUGGGAGGUCGCCUACAACCACGCAGGUCCCAUCGAGGUGCUGUUCGCCUCGCCAGAGAAGGACCCCACCAGGUGGGAGGCGGUCAUGCAGGGCGUCCGACAGAUCGUGGGCGGUUCCGCCAACCGAGGCGGGAACAAGGCCAUGCAUUACCUUUCGAAGUCAUCCACGCUCUGGAGACAGAUUAGCCAGCUCGUCCCGUGGGACCUCACGAUGAUUCAGCUCGCGAAGUCAGCCAAGCAAAGGAGGUUCCCCAUCAACAAGGAGCCGUGGUCUCACCGGGGCCACUGCUACGUGGACGAGAAGGGGCAUUACCACAUCGAAGCCGAGGACCUGGUUGACGUGGCCUUCCCGACGUUGGCCUUGUCGCCGCCCGCGGACCUAGCCGUUUUCUUCUUCGGCUAUGCCAAGCAGGAGUCCCUCCCGCAGGAGCCUGACACGUCACAGAUAGAGAAGCGAAUGCCGCUUCCCCCGGACCCGAACGACCCGAUGCUGCCGAACAACAGCCUGCCGCCCGACGAGGACGACGACCUGCAGGACGUCCCGAUCGCUCGGAUGCCUGACGCGUCCGGCGGUAUGGCUGGUAUACGUUUUGUUGGAGUGACAAAGGAGCAGUGUCCUCGUGAAGUUCGCCAGCUUGUCGCUCGUAUGCACUGUAACUUGGGACAUCCGGUGCCCAGCGAGUUCUUCCAGUUCCUGGCUCAGAGAGGCGCCUCGCAGGCUACGCUGCUGUGCGCCAGAGCGCUGAGGUGCCCGGCGUGCCUUCGUCGCAAACGGCCUCAGCGACAGCGGGAGUCACAGAUUCCAAGGGUGGGUCUGUUCAACGACUUAGUCAAGGGCGACUCGUUCUACGUCAUGACCCACGACGGAGACGUCUGGGAGAAGUUCCAGACGUGCUGGCUCACCCCGUUCGGGAUCAUGCAGAUUCUGGUUGUCGACCGGGACGGUGCCUUCGAAGCCGUGUUCAUGGACAACUGCCACACGUUGGGAAUCGACGUGAGGUACGUGCCGCCAGGAGCUCACUGGCAGUUGGGCCUGGCCGAAUCCGGCAACUACGCCUGGCGCCGAGUCUUCGAGAAGGUGAUCGACGUCAUCCUGCCGACGAUGCCAGAGCACGUGGACCUUGCGAUCAUCUCGACGAGCCACGCCGUAAACCAGUCAGUGCGCCGAGCAGGCCGCACCGCCUAUGCCGCCGCCUUCGGACGGGUACCCACGCUUCCGACCGAGCUCUUGGCUGACACCACGUCCGCCGAGUUCUGGCACAAUUGCACCCAGGAUGAGAUGCUGGCCUACGGGGAGAGAUGCCGCAUUGAGGCGCUCAAGGCGAUCGCCGACCUGGAGGCCGACGAGGCGCUGCGCACCUCCAUCCUCCGCCAGCCUGUCAACCGCAAGGAGUACGACUUCCUCUCGGGACAGCGCGUGGCAGCCUGGGGCGAGCAUGGUCGCAAGCGACGGGGCAAGACGCCCGUGGCAGGGUAUCGCCCAGGCAUUUUCUGUUUCUGGGAUUCCGGCACCAACGGCUACGGCGAGGGCGAGUCUGCCUGGUUGCGGAUCGGGCACCGCACUGUGCAGGUGGCCCGCGAACACAUGCGCCCAGCCGUCGGUUUCGAGGGCUGGACCCCUUCCGAGGAGGACCUCAAGGAGCUCAAGACGGCCGAGCAGGACUUGGCGAAGGCCAGAGCGGUACCCGGCGUCGAGCCCAGAGUCGAGCCGAAGGCGAAGCUCCAGAGCCCGCUGCGCCCUUUCCGUGGCCGGCACCGCCUCAGUUCGGACCAGUCAGAACACGAGAGCGCUCUGCGACGAAAGCUUCCUCACAUACCGGGCUCACCGAGCCCAGCAGCCUUCGUGUCCAACGAGUCGGACGAGAUGGAGUUCAUCACACCGGAUGGCUGGGACGGAGUCGAGGAGCCAGUCCUGCUCAGGACCCGCGUGUUCUCGAGCCUGGCGGAGGUCCAGGAGGCCUACGAGGCGCACCUCUUGCCCAUCGAGAACUUCGAGAACGACCCGAUCGACGACAGCGAGCCGGACGACGACUGGACAAACUGCCUGUACAUGACCUACCACGAGCUCUCCGACCUCAGGGACGGCGAGAUGGACGUGGACUGUGCGACAGCACAGGUGGGCGACACGACGGACUCGAACAACCUGUCGAGACGCGAGCAGCGUCAACUGGAUCGUGAAAUCCCCUGGCGGGAGAUCGCAGAGUACCCGGAGGACCAGUUCAUGGAGUACGUCAAGGCCUUGCGCAAGGAGUGCCAGAACUGGGACACCUGGAAGUCCGUUCGGGCCUGCUCGCAGGAGGAGGCCGAACAAGUUCGUCGUGACCCUCAUCUCCGCAAACGGUGCAUCCGCUCGCGCGUGUGCUACCGGGACAAGAACUUGGGGUUUCCGCCGUUGAAGGCCAAGGCUCGCCCGGUGUUGCUGGGGUUCUCCGACCCCGACCUGGAGAAGUUGCCGCGUAACGCCCCGGUGCUGACCGACGCUGGCAAGAAGCUGAUCUGCCAGAUCGCGGUCUCGAAUGACUGGCGAGUCGGGACCGGAGACGCGGAGAGCGCCUUUCUCCAGGGAGGCGCCCAGAGCGAGCGCGAGGAGGCGAUCUACAUGAUUCCGCCCAAGGACCCGAUAGUUCAAGCCGCCGGAGUCUUCACCGCCCCACUCUACGAGGUGGUCGGCAACCUGCACGGUCAGUCGACGGCGCCGUACCUAUGGUACAAGCACGUGGUGACGACCUUCCUGGCGCUGGGCAGCAAGCUCCACAGCCUCGAUUCAGCUCUCUUCCUGUGGUUUUUUCCGAACAAUGAGUUGGCUUGCGCGGUGGGUAUGCACGUGGACGAUGCUCUUGCGGCACACCAUCCCAAGUUCGACUUCACACCGAUCGAGAAGGCUAUUAAAUGGCGAGGCUGGCAGUGGGACAACUUCGUCUUCCUCGGCGAGGAGUACCAGCGCCUACGUCAAGGUCCGUACAGCGGAAGUUUGUUUGUUCAUCAAGCGGCCUACACUAUGGCGAUUGCAGUCACGAAGGUUGGAGUUAUGUCCAGCACUCGGUCUUCUUCUAAGCUGACGCGCUCUGAGCGCGAAGAUCUGGAGUCUGCUGUCGGUUCGCUCCAGUGGUUGUCCGGACACACACGUCCAGACCUGUCAGCCGCGGUUUCCCUUGUCCAGAGGACCGACCCCGAGCUGAACGACCUACGGAUGGCCAUGAAGCACGUAGAGUACGCGCACCGCACAGCCCAGACUGGCAUCCUGAUCGUCCGCGUCGAUUUGAGCCGCGCCUGCUUCGUGAGUUUUGCAGACAGCUCAUGGGCGAACGCUCCAGGAUUGAAGACCCAGAUCGGCACCCUCAUCUUUCUGGCAGACGAGGUGAUACUCACCGGACCCACGUCAUGUACUCUCUUGUUUCACAAGUCCAAGAGAACGCCGAGAGUGGUGAGAUCUACGCUGGCUGGGGAAGCUAUCGCGCAGGACCUGGGAGUGGACUACGCGUCGUACUUGUCGAAGUUCCUGUCCGAGAUGUUGACUGGACGGCCUGCUGGCCGACACCCACCGAUCUUCGAGGUUAUCACCGUUACCGACUGCAAGUCUCUGUACGAUGCCCUCCACCAGCUCACCCCGAGUUUGUCUGAGAAACGUACUGUGAUCGACGUGAUUUCCAUUCGUGACGAGGUGAAGGUCAAGAACGUCAGAUGGAUCCCUACGACGCACAUGAUAGCCGACGGCAUGACCAAGGAGGAUCCGAAGCUUCGGGAGAAUCUGACCAAGUUCCUGGCGGAUCCAGUGCUUUCGCUCGUGGAGUCGAUUGCUUGCGAGGAGCUGACCGGGCCCGAGCCGGGCGCCCGCCCGGAGGCGCUGGACGCCGCGAGUUUCGGCCCGCCCCGGCGCGUGUCCUCCGCCCUGGUGGCCGCCGCCUGCCGCGAGGGCGGCGCCCGGUGGCGGGGCGCGACGCUGUACCUGCGCACCGACGGCGCACCGCCCGGCGCCGCGGCGGCCGACCGUGCGGCCACCGCCCGGCUCGGCGGGUCCCUGGCCGCCGCGUGCGAGGACGCGGCGUCGGCGGCGGCGCUCGUCGGGGCGCCCGCCGCCGCCACGGGCCGCGGGCGGGUGCUCGCGCUGCGCGCCCCGCCCGACGAGGCGGCCGCGGAGGGCCCGGUGCUGUCGCUGGAGCUGCGGCCCGGCGAGGGCCUGCUGGAGCUCUACGGGCGGCCUAGCCUCUACGCGGUGCAGGACGACUCCGCCCUGCGCGCCGGGGAGCUCGCCAAGGAGGGCAGGUACAGCGCGCGGGACCUCUUCUCCGGCAGGCCGGACCGCGCGGUGCGGGCGCUGACCGCGCUGGCCGAGUUGCCAGAGGCCGACGGCAGCGCUCGGCUGCAGGCCUUCGUGGGCGGCGCCCUCGUGCCGCUGCAGCCGCAGGCCGACGGCGCGGGGGAGGCGGCGCCGCUGCCGCAGGCGCUGCAGGCGCUGGGGCUGCGCGGUACACGCGCGCUGCUGGAGGCGUGCGCCCUGCUGCUACAGGGCGAGGGCGCCGAGCUGCUCUCCGCGCUGCUGCGCGCCCAGUGCGGCGCCGCGGCGGGCGUGCGCGGCGCCGCGCGCGACCUGCAGGAGGUGCUCGCGCAGCACCCGGGGGCGUCGCGGCGGGCCUGCGCGGCCCAGGCGCCCGAGGAGGCUCUGGACGCCGCCCUCGCCCGCGGCUUCUGGACGCUGCCAGCGGACGAGAGCGGCGCCCGUCAGCGCGAGCGCGAGGCCGAGAGGCUACUGGAGCGGGCCCGGCGAGAGCUGUGGCAGGAGGGCAGCGCCUCGCGGCGGGAGCUGGAGGCGCAGAUUGGGCACUUCCUGACCCGGUACGCCCUGGGGGCCGCCGCCGCGGAGGCCUCCCUGCGGCUGAGCUUCGCGAGGGCGCCCGCCAGCGCCGCCGACGCAGAAGCGCUGCGGCGGAACCGCUUCGCGCCCCUGCGCGGCGCGGAGGGCCUCUGGGCCCGCGCGGAGCUGCUGCCCCUGGCGCUGCCGCCCGCGGCGAGCGCGGCGCAGUGAGGGCGGCGAGGGGCCGGGGCGUGGGUGGCCAGCGGAGCCGCGGGCACGAUUCGGGACGAUCGAAAUGGAUGGGGCUGGAGGUGCG